AUGCCACGCGGAAGGAAAAUCGACGAUUACAUCCCAGAGAUAUGGGAUACGAGCAGGAGCGAUAUUACCAAUCAACAUCAAGUUGACUUUGGGGAUACCUUCGAAAGCGAGAAGGCAGAUGACACCCCGCCGCCACAGCAAAAGAAAGUCACUUUCCAAGAUGAAUAUGCCAUUGGGGCUAGUCUGAAAGUGGAACUAGGAAAGAUGUGGAAGGAAGUGGAAAUGGUCUUUCACGAAACGGAGUGGUCCUUUGGGAGCAAGACGGCUGAAAGUGGAGAUGGUAGUGACCACGAGUAUGGAGGAGGGUUUGACGACGACGACGACUUCAGGGAAAGUUCAAAUCUUGAUGUCGGGCUGUUGAUUGAAAAUUUGGUGGCUCUCCGAGACCUGACAGAUUCUAUCAAGUUCACCAAACAGGAAAACAAAAGGCUUGAUGACGGGGAUGAGAGGACCAGAAUUCGAGGCGAAGCCAGGGUUUUUGUGGCCAGGCAACUUUUGCAUUUACUAAAUGACGACCAGUGGAAUUUCCUUUUAAAACAGGAGAAGGAUAGAUUGUGUCACGUUGCGCCAUCGUACAAAAGAAAACCUAAGAGACUGCAAACAACUGCGGAGAGACAUGUUGCCUUGAAAGCUAUUCAGGACUUAGUUGGAGAUGCGAGGAAAAAUGCCGAGAAACAAGUUCAGAAUACCUUUGAAAUUCAACUUGCCAGUUGGACGGCGUCGAACGAGCCCCGCAUGCUUCCCCCAAACGGCAACACUAGGGACAACGACAAAAGAACCCAACCUGCGAAGGCUGAGAAGCGCAAACGAGUUCUACAGGACGAUGCCUAA
Hymenoscyphus albidus is the source of this 831-nucleotide messenger RNA. The record is from the annotation of a GenBank genome assembly. Lineage: Eukaryota; Fungi; Ascomycota; Leotiomycetes; Helotiales; Helotiaceae.